Molecule: messenger RNA, 1510 nt
Organism: Brassica oleracea var. oleracea
Lineage: Eukaryota; Viridiplantae; Streptophyta; Magnoliopsida; Brassicales; Brassicaceae
Product: transcription initiation factor IIA subunit 1
Exons: 6
Coding region: 70-681 (203 amino acids)
Biological process (GO): transcription initiation at RNA polymerase II promoter; transcription by RNA polymerase II
Cellular component (GO): transcription factor TFIIA complex
Source: RefSeq, a predicted model, not a curated record
UUCGCUUUCCUUUUUCUUCUUCUUCUUCGUCUCCACCACAGAGCAUUCUUCAGAGUCGACUGUUUCGGAAUGGACGCGAGCAAUACAAGCGACGCCUACAUUAGAAUCAGCAACGAUGUUAUCAGCAAGUCUCGAAACGACCUCGUCUUCAGUGGAGAACUCGAUGAGUCUGUUCUUACCGAGCUUCAUGCGACUUGGAGAAGGAAGAUGAUACAAGCCGGAGUCAUAAGAGGAACCAUAGAUACAUCUUCUCCUUCGUUUCCUACCACAACACCUUUGAUGCAGAUUCAAGAUCCAAAUCCUUUGCAUGGAUAUGCUCAGAAUCAGAGUGGGAUUGACACUGAUGCUCAGUUUCCAUCCACGGAGCUUGGGUUGUCGAUAAAAGAUGAGAGUGAAGGAUUUCACAUUCCUCAGCAAGAUGGUGCUAGUGAUGAUAUAAAGCCAAGCGCUUUUGCUCCUCAUGAUGAUGCAGAUGAUGAUGAUGAAAGUUUGAACGAGGAUGAUGAUUAUGAGGAAGAUGAUAUCAAUGAUGAUGAGGACAUUCCGCAUUUGAUCAUGUGUCAGUUUGAUUAUGUAAAGAAGCGUAAGAACAAGUGGGAGUGCAAACUCAAAGCUGGGGUUAUGCAAAUCAACGAAAAGAACAUUCUUUUCUCUGAGACCAAAGGAGAUUUUACCUUCUAAGAGAAGCUUUAUGUGAAGGCUAUUUGUCUCUUUCUCGCUAGACUCUCUACUAAAUAAAUGCAAACUCUUAAUGUAUAUAACAUUGUUUUGGCUUUGUUCCAAUACCUUGGUUGCAAUGGAGUUAAUAAAUAAUGGAAUUUGCGAAUUUGAAUCCAUUGGUCCUAACGCAGCACUAGUGCUCUUCUUGUUUUGAAGUAUCUUCAUGUAGAAUCUUUCUUUCUAUUAUGUACCUGUUUCAUAUUACACGAAACAAAGAGCCUGAGAAAACAGCCAACUACAAUCCAAAAAUUGUCCAGGUUCUUGCAAGCAAGUGGUCGGUCACUUGUUGACGCGUCUCCUUCUUCAAUUCCCCAGCGGUUACCAACACCAAUCAGUUGAGACCGUUUAUGGAAAAAGAGCAGUCAAGACUCAAAACCAACCGUUCAUCAUAAAAGGACCCGAACCUCUCCUUGUCUCUUAGUUGCAGCCGUCCAAUAGUGUUGGAAAUACCAUUGAUUGAACAGAGCAGCAUUAACGGAAGUGUCCUGUAUCGAGUUCAAAAAGCUCUAGCUAGUUACCUUCCAAGCUCAUACCCCUUUUAACAGAUAGAUAUAGCCAAGUUAGGUAUGCAUCAUUCCAUCAACAAGGAUUGUGCUCCAAAAAAAUGUUAGAAGAGGCAACCAGAGCUCAUGAUUCAUCUUAAUCCCAAUCGACAAAAGCUUACCAAAGUUGGAAACUUCUGCUAGAAAGUAAUCAUCUUCUAACAGAUAUAGAACGAGGAAGAAGCUGAAUAUGAAAAAGUAGCAAUGGUGGUUGAUUGGCUUACCUACUCUGCCCCACGAGCUUUACA